Athalia rosae (coleseed sawfly) is the source of this 2092-nucleotide messenger RNA. It is a transcript of the gene Xxylt, whose product is annotated as xyloside xylosyltransferase 1. NCBI's taxonomy places the organism in Eukaryota, Metazoa, Arthropoda, Insecta, Hymenoptera, Athaliidae. Bases 695 to 1792 code for a protein of 365 amino acids. Gene Ontology annotation, molecular function: UDP-xylosyltransferase activity. The record is from RefSeq and is a predicted model, not a curated record. The transcript has 3 exons.
UCAUAUACCUUGUCAAUAAUAUAUCAGGUAGUCAAACCAUUGAGAAUUGAUAUAGUUAUUUAUUCUCAAUGGUAAAACGUCUGCAGACGAUGCACGUGCUUCUACGGACUGUAAAUUGUGAUUUUAUAUCAUCGAUUAUUUAAUCCAAAUUAUUCAAAUGAUCUUGAAACCAUUUGAAAUUGAGAUGCAAACGAGAUGUAUGUGCCUCGUAAAAACAGUGCUUCAGCUCACCACUCGAUAUAGGUAAUUUUAUACAAUUAUUGCAUGUUUAUAGAAAUUAAUUGAAUCAUGAGAAAUUAUUUUACUCGAAGAAUGCAUUCGAGGUGUCGAGGUAAGAUGAGAAGAAGGUAAUAACAUGCAAAUAAUAACGCCGCAGAAGGUGAUCAAAAUUCAAAUUGAAUUUCUGAUCGACCUUCGACUGGGCUAGAUUUUAGUCGACUCUCGACGUCGGAUUCGAUUGAGAUAUCCGAGAGUCGACCUUGGAAUCACGCACAACCAGAGGACAUGUUUGUUUUUGGUGGGUGUGUGGUGUAGUGAAAAUGUCAAUAACUUUGUGAUUAUCAGUUAUUAAAGUCGAAUGCAAUGGACCUAGAGCUUCUGGGCCCAUGUAUAAAUGUAUCGUCGAGUAGAGGCGAGCGUUUGUCGUGAUCCUGGCUCCAUAAAUGUAUAAAAUUAAUGAGGAUUAAAUAGUUAAAUGCGUUUGUUACACAAGGUCCUAGUUAAUCUGACAGUUCUUGCUGUGUUUCUGAUCCUCUUUUACUGCUUCCAAACGCCCACUUUGUCCAUUACGUCAAACUUUUACCGUAACGAUGCCAGAAACGAUACUAAAACAAAGAUUAUUUCAACCUCCAUAAACGCGCAGCGGUUCAUUGAACUGCCUGAACUUAAUAAUGGAACUAGCUCAGAUGUGGAGUAUCAUAAUAUUUGGUGCAUAUUCACCAAAGUCACAUCUAAUUCACCGAUGAAAAGGAAAUUUAAAAUAUUUACCGCAUCUCUUCUGAGAUUAGCCUCGGUUAAAAUUGCUUUCCAUGUAAUCACCGAUGACUCUAGCAGAGAAAUUGCUGAGACUCUUAUACAGGGAGUUGUUAAAGCAAGUGGCAAAUACAUGAAAGUCAGAUUCUAUGAUGUCCAUGUACUUGCCAAGCAACUCGAAGACAUCGUUUCAGUGAUGUCUCCACACUUCAGUAGCAACCCUGGGACUUACUAUUCAGAUGCUUUAUUUUUCCUGUCUCUUGGUCUGCAUAGGAUAGCACCAGCAAACCAAAAAAAAGCUGCGAUGUUUGAUGCUGAUACAAAAUUCAAGACCGAUAUUAAAGAACUUUUUAAAGAGUUUGACAAAUUUGGUGCCGAGGCUCUGUUUGGUUUAGCACCUGAACUAACUCCAGUAUACCGGCAUGUCCUUUAUGUAUAUAGAAGCAAAAAUCCUGCUACCCAUUACGGGGAGCCGGCAUAUUUGGGUGGAUUUCCAGGGUUUAACAGUGGUGUGGUGCUUUUCAAUUUUGAACGACUUAGAGAAUCUCCAGAAUAUGACAGUAUACUCAGCAAGGACAACGUUGAUCAUGUAACUGAAAAAUAUUACUUCAAGGGACAUUUGGGUGAUCAGGAUUUCUAUACAAUCCUUGGUAUGGAGAGACCUGAAUUAAUCCAUAAGGUAGACUGCGGUUGGAAUCGUCAAUUAUGUACAUGGUGGGGAGAACAUGGGUAUGCCGAUGUGUUUGCUAACUACUCGCGGUGCGAUUCAGACGUAAAACUUUGGCAUGGAAAUUGCAACACGCCGAUUCCUGAUUAUUAAAUGAUUCCAAGAUUGAUAGAAAUUCACACAGAAGUAUUCAAUGAUCUGAACUUGCUUGAAUAUUUUUAUGGCCGAAAACGGGGUCAGUAAAAAAUGCAAUAUCAAUUCUAUAUCUUGUAGAUAUGCUCACAUCAAGUCUGUCAAUCAAAAUGCUAACCAAUGAUUUGACGAUGAAUUCAACCAUCUUACUUAUAGGAUAUAAAACAGUAAUUAUUGUACAAAAUUAUAACUAACAAGAAUAGGAGAAUAGUUUAAUUUUGUAAAAAUAAAAGAGUAAUUAAAGAUAAGAUUUAUACAUGA